AUGCCUUCCACCACCAAAAAACCCGAUCAGGAUGCCCUCGCCUAUCGAGGCCAACCUCUUCCCAACGUUCUCGAGGAUCAAGUCGUCCCCGAUGUCCUAAGUCUUGAUUGUGAUGAGCGUCUAUGGGUCCCUCAGUCCGAUCAGGUCUGGUUUAGACCUUUACUCUUCUCCGUCAGUCAAGGCUAUUUUGUCAACAUUCUCAGAGUCCGCAAAUCUGGCAUACUCUCACGACAUCGCCAUGCCGGUCCUGUGCAUGCCACCGUGCUAAAGGGUAGAUGGCAUUAUCUCGAACAUCCUUGGUGGGCCGAACAGGGCAGCUACGCCUUUGAACCCCCGGGUGAUAUCCAUACCUUGGAAGUCCCUGAUGAUGUGGAGGAAAUGGUUACAAUGUUUCAUGUUACCGGCGCUUACAUCUAUGUUGAUGUUGAUGGUAACCCUGUUGGUGUGGAGGAUGUUUUUAGCAAGAUUCAGAAAGCCAAGGAACAUUACGAGAAAGUUGGGCUGGGGGCGGACUUUGUGAACCAAUUUAUUCGAUAG
Trichoderma harzianum CBS 226.95 is the source of this 537-nucleotide messenger RNA. RefSeq lists its product as hypothetical. Lineage: Eukaryota; Fungi; Ascomycota; Sordariomycetes; Hypocreales; Hypocreaceae. The transcript has a single exon. Bases 1 to 537 code for a protein of 178 amino acids. The record is from RefSeq and is a predicted model, not a curated record.